CCGCCCGCCGCCUAUCGAUUCUGCCCUUACCCUUUCUCGCCCACCUGAUUCUCUGCUCUCUUCCUUCUUCCCCUCUCUGACAGAACAUCCCUCCCCCGAAUUUUUUUGCCCUUUCCCUCUUUACUCUUAAGUUGUGCAUGUGCAUUUCCGGCCUACAGUCUUCCCAGAACUUCUAAAUUGCGAUCAUUCGAAAUAAUGGGUCAGACUUUGUCAGAACCAGUAGUCGAUAAGACUUCGGCCGAGGGCGAGGAUGAUUGCUGCAUUUACGGCGUUUCAGCCAUGCAGGGCUGGAGAAUCAGCAUGGAGGAUGCCCAUGCUGCCGUCCUAGACCUCCACGCGAAGUAUACGAGUCCAGAAGAGACACCAACGGAUCCCGCCAAACGCCUAGCUUUCUUUGGAGUAUACGAUGGACAUGGUGGAGACAAAGUCGCACUGUUUGCCGGAGAAAACGUGCACAGGAUCGUCGCAAAACAGGAUUCAUUCGCAAAGGGUGACAUUGAGCAGGCCUUGAAAGAUGGCUUCUUAGCCACCGAUCGGGCUAUCUUAGAAGACCCGAAGUAUGAAGAAGAAGUCUCCGGCUGUACGGCAGCUGUCAGUGUAAUUUCAAAGCAUAAGAUCUGGGUGGCCAAUGCGGGUGAUUCUCGCUCCGUGCUUGGAGUUAAGGGCCGGGCAAAGCCUCUUUCUUUUGAUCAUAAACCACAAAAUGAAGGCGAGAAAGCUCGUAUCAGUGCCGCAGGUGGCUUUGUCGAUUUCGGCCGUGUGAACGGAAACCUGGCCCUGUCGCGAGCCAUUGGUGAUUUUGAGUUCAAGAAGAGCCCGGAGCUUGCACCCGAACAGCAGAUCGUGACCGCCUAUCCGGAUGUGACAGUCCAUGAGCUUAGUGAUGACGAUGAAUUCCUUGUCAUAGCCUGUGACGGUAUCUGGGACUGCCAGUCUUCCCAGGCUGUGGUUGAGUUUGUUCGCCGCGGUAUCGCCGCGAAGCAAGAACUUUACCGGAUUUGUGAGAACAUGAUGGACAACUGCUUGGCUUCAAACAGCGAAACUGGUGGGGUUGGAUGUGACAACAUGACUAUGAUAAUCAUUGGCCUCCUGAACGGCAGGACUAAAGAGGAAUGGUAUAAUCAGAUAGCUGAGCGGGUGGCCAAAGGCGACGGCCCUUGCGCUCCUCCCGAAUACGGCAAGUCUCUUGAGGAUUCUACGGCCUCCAACCCCUACUGACUGAGCGGGGAUGCAGCUGAAUUCCGCGGCCCUGGUAUCCGUAAUCAGUUUGAAGAAAAUCCGGAUGACUACGAUAUGGAAAAUGAUCGCGCGCGUGGCUUCAGUGUUCGCUCGGGCCGCAUUAUUCUCCUAGGUGACGGCACUGAACUGGUCCCUGAUCAAAACGACGAGGAGCUCUUUGACCAAACUGAGGAAGACCGGGAUCUGCCUAGUCAGGUACAGCGCGAAUCGCCUGAUUCUGCCAGGAAUGAGCGUGAAGGAACUCCGGGACCUCAAUCUAAAACUGACGCUGCCUCCAAGUCUGCAGAAGGAUCAUCUGCUAGUACAUCCGAGUCAACCUCUGCUGCCGCGGAGAGCUCUACCUCUGGAGCCCCUGAAAAAUCUACGUCGUAGUUGUGAUGGACUCUUUGCAUCUGUAUCCCCCUUUCCGAUAUUUUGGUUUUUUGAAACGAAUCUUGUGAUUUUAUGAUUGUUCCGCCUUGCACCAAUGUCCUCCCACUUUCGCCUUGUUUUCCCGGUUUAUCACAAUAGUCACCUCCUCCCUUUCCCUGCAGUUGACACCCCGUGGCAUUGAACGGGGCGGAACAAGUGGCGGAAAACCUUCUGUGUCCCUAGAUGGCCAGGUAUCUUUCAUGUCUUGCAGGAUGGGUUAUAAGGGCUCCUCUUAGGAUAGGAGGUUUUACUUCGUUUUCCAUUUCAAGCCGCAAGCGGCAGAUCUUACGAGAAUACGUCUUGAUUCAUGCCUUACCACAAGAUAUCGUGCCAAAUGACCCACUAUUGAUGAACUUUGAUAAUUAUGAUUUAUUCCCCCCGCCUUUAUUUUUUUUCUUCUCUCUUUUUUCAUCCGUGGCUUCCUCCCGCCCUUUUUGCUCCAUCUAUCUACCUAUUCAUUAACUUUCGUCUGGUUUCAUUCUCCCUCACCACUUCCCGGGGAUCUGCUGCUCUCUUCUAUCAUUCGCACCGGGUCGCAUAAUGGACCAAACGGGGCUCUUGGGAAAACGCAGAGCCGGGGGAGUAAAGUCGGCGGGGGAGUAUGGGAACGAAGAUGCUCUAUUGCACAUGUGACGGCGUAUCCGGAAAGCAAUCAAUGGCAUGAAGACCUUUUUAGUCAGAACUGGAAUGGCAUCUAGUCGAAUGCUUCAGCAGUGGAGUUCUGGAAAUGUGAUGGAUACAGGCGAUCUUUCUCAUGUUCUGUUAUUUUUUACUCGUACGGAAUAUAGAAUCGUUGGCCGAGUGAAUGCGUCCAAGCCCACAUACCGGAGUGACGUAUGAUGAAAUGGGGUGGGAAAGAGCGAAAGCGAGAGAGAGAGAUUUAGUGUAAACCG
This is a messenger RNA of Aspergillus nomiae NRRL 13137, 2543 nucleotides long. RefSeq names its product PP2C family serine/threonine-protein phosphatase. Gene Ontology annotation, molecular function: cation binding; protein serine/threonine phosphatase activity. The annotation marks the transcript as partial. Gene Ontology annotation, biological process: protein dephosphorylation. NCBI's taxonomy places the organism in Eukaryota, Fungi, Ascomycota, Eurotiomycetes, Eurotiales, Aspergillaceae. The transcript has 6 exons. The record is from RefSeq and is a predicted model, not a curated record.